AUGGCGUACACAAAAGCGCAAUUUAGCCGGCCUCGCGCAUCCAAGGUGCGACUAGUAGAGCCCCCUGCGGAUGAGCGUUGCAAGCACAGCGUUCCACGAUUGGCGAGGUUCGGGCCGCGCGACAUGAGGCCAAUUCACUCAGAAGCGGCCCUCACAGCCGUCUCCCUUCAACAGUCGUGGCUGAGCAUGGCCGUAUCUGUAUAUGGAUUCAAGGUGAUGGAAGCGCCAUUCAUGGCUGGUCCCCAAGGCUUGAGAGCGCUCUGCACGAAAGAGGCUACACAUGCCAACGGAAUCUUUUGCUGGUUCCAUUCCAAGCAAGUCUAUGGUCUCUAUAGGGGAUACAAACGCCGCAAUGCUUCGCUGGAUGCGCUGGAUGACGAGAGCCCUCCCUACCUAAAGAAAGCCAAAGUUACCCUGGCCAACCAGACAUUUGAGGACAUAGAAGACGAAAAUACUCUAAGAGAAGUGCAUUCCAUCUAUUUGAGAUAUAUGUCCUCAUUCCAGCGCCACAACAUUCUUCAAUCUCUAGAGAGAUUGGAAAAGCGUACUGCUGAUCUACUCUAUCGAAAAGAACAAUGGUUCGCUUGGGUACGCAAGGCCCAGGAAGAAGAGGAAGCAACCCGGGAGAAAGAGCAGAGAAAAGUCAAGCAGGAAGCAUCCUUGUUCAAGCGUUACCGAGACAAGUUGCGUGCGAGACUGGAACGAGCUAGGCGAGAGGAAGAAAAAAGAAGCCAAGAUGUGUACCUCGAACAAGCUUACCAGGAGCGCAUAGCUAUGUUAGCGGAUGAGACAGACAAUGACGAAGAUUGGGAUCCCAUUAAAGACAUGAAACUCGAUAAACGGACCCAAUACAUUGACUUGAUCAAACACUUCCUCUGGAUGGAUGCUGAAAGUACCGAUGGCAACGAAGGGGAUGACUCGGUCGACCCAGUGGCCACUUCUACAGAGGCCCUUCCAACGGAAGACAGCCAAGCCCCUUCUAAGAAAGCAAAGAAACGGUCGAAUGCCAAGAGAAGCGCCACGAAACCUGGCAAUUCAGGUGUUUCUGCUGCCGCAAGUAUAGCCGAUAGAGGCCAGAAGAGGCUUAUGGCCAUACAAGAAAGCAAAAAAGCUAGCACAAAUGCUGACCAACACGUGCCGGACAAGAAAAAUAUAGAAACAGAACGUGAGAUGAGAAAGCGUCUCAGCGAGGGGGUUGAAAAGAAGAUGGAGAACAUUUGGGGCUUCCAACUCGUAGGUUCAUUGGAAAAUCCUCACGAGACCCAUACCAGAACGGCACCGAUGACGGAUGAUGAGAUUGAGUCCGCUGUCAAGGAUAUCAGGGAGAUCAAAUUGCUGCUCUUCUGCCGGCUGCUGCUUGCACAGGCUUCCAUGCUACCGGCUGCGCUUCGUUCCAGCAGCGUGGAAGAGUUUCUCAAUGACGCUGAGAUAGUUGACUCGGACUUGCGAGACCUCUGCUUAAAGUUGGAAGAUCCUUCUCUGCAGCAAAUUCGAGAUGCAUGCGCUGAUUUCGCACGUGGAGAUGAUGCGGAAGAAGAUAUUGACAACGCCUCAGACGAAAGUGAGACCGAGGAUGAAGAUGACGAUACCUUUGCUGACUUGAUGUCCGACAAUGACCGAUAUGCACACCUCCAUACCGACAAUUGGCUAGUGGAAAAAUUGUUCCCCAGCGAGCUUAAGCCUCGCAAGGAGAAAGCCGGAUCCUCGUCGCAGAAGACUCGAGUUACUAUUUGUGGCAAGAGUUAUUUCCCUGCUUCAAAUUGGGCAUCCUGGGGCAACAAUAGGCUUAUUCAACAGCUGCAAGAGCUAGAGUUCUUCCCCUACUUCAUCGAUCUCGAUGCUCAGCAACACAGCCGCCAUCUUCAAGUUGGUGGCCGGAGCAAAAUUCGGCGCCAGCAUGAUAUAAUUGAGACGAGAAACAUUAUUGUCGGCCACAUGAAGCGCAGUGAUCCCGUCACUUGGCGUUUUCUGCAGUACAUUACCAUGCGGACUGGAGAGCUAUUGGUCCUUGUAAGAGAUGGCAAAACUGGUCGCGUGAUAACGGCACCUCCUGAGGAGCACCUCUGGACUUAUCGUAGGAAGCAAGGGAUUGGAAGAGCUUCGAAGAACGAAUGGGACAAUGUUCUCGAGGUGGGCCCUGAUUACUAUGAUAUGACCGACUCUCUGAGAGAAUGGCGCUUUGGAUUUCAAGACUAUUAUGACGUUUUUAUCUGGAGCUUUGUGCCGGAUGAACCACCGAUGGAUAUGUAUACCGUUGUGGUAACAGAGCUUCGUACGGCAUGGCGCCUUACACAUCCACGAGAUGUAUAUCUUCACAUGGAACCGCUCUUGCGGACAUUGACCAGAGAGAAAGAUACAAUGCGCACUCGCAAAAUAAAGGCAGGUGAAGAUGUUGAAAGUAUCUGGGACACUGUGACAAGCGACCAGGUCGAAUUCAGAGCUUUUAAUAUCCAGGAAGGGAAUAUUACUUCUCGAGCCACUCGCGAGCUGGGUUCUUCCCCGUACUUGUUCUACAACAAAGCCAAUGUUGUUGAAGAUGAAGUUCUAUUUCCAGAUGAGGCGGCUUCUAACAAGAAGAGAGUACAUUUCCGAGAGAUUAGAAAUGGUGUUAGUCGCAUUGAGACUCCAAAUUUACCUAGCCGCAUCCGACAGCUCGAAAGAAGCCUGGCGUUGGCUCGUGAGGGUAAAGAUCAUGCCGCCGCCUUUGAAGAAACGUUGGACAGUGAUGAAGGUAGCAUUUGGGCCCUUCCUAGGAUAUGGCAGACUGGCUUCGGACAGCUCCGCCAGGGCACUCUUUCAGUGCAACAGCGCAAGCUUCUCAAUCACACUGGCCUCGACACGAUCAACCAGAGUCAGCUGUUAGCUGAUAGAUCGGAAGAUGCAGACUUUAUGGAGAUUAUGGAACGUGACAGGUCAUUUGGAUUUAAAGAGUCGUUUCACCAGGGAGAUCUUGAACCAGGCAGUAGCGAGAAAUAUUUCCAAGUUCAAGAUAAAAUUGGCGCUCUGCUCAAAACUACCCACACUGGAGCGACUGACUGGGUUUUAUUCCUUGUCGAAAUCCUUGACUGGCUUCAGAUUCGAGCAGACUACGACGAUUAUGCUGAUGAUCCAGCUGCUCCAUGGCCUCAUCCUUUUGUUGUUCAGGAUUUAGUCCAAGCCUUCUUGAUGGUGGCCAUGUUUUUCCCAGAAUCAACUGUAACGGACAAAGUAACAGCAUUCUUGGAAUCCGGCGAAUGCGAAAGCUUCAAAAAGUCUCUCUUGUUUAGACCACAAGAACGUAGUCAAUCUCUGCCUGAUAGAAAGAGCCGGACAAGCUACAAGUUUCGCGAUAAGAAGUUUUGGGAUGAAUGGAACAAAGCUGCGAAAGGUCCAGGACACUAUACGGAAACCUUUCCUCUCGAAUGGAGCAUUGCCAUCCGCCCGACUAUAGCCAAACUGUACCGGGCAGGAAUUAUCGCCCCAGCCUACCACCAGAACGAUCCGCAAAUUGUCCCCGGAGUGGCAGUGGCAAUGACAGAACCUCAUCGUCCAGACACAUUAGAUCUUUUCAUCUGUUACGAGGACCGAUAUAAUAACUUUCCAACGUUGUUUCCACCCUUCUUCUCCGGUCCGGAGAAAUGGACAAAGCUGUUGCCUCAUGCUCAGGCGUUUGCAAGCAAGCAUCAAGGUGCGCGCUUCGCUCUCCUUCGGCUCUGGUCGGCACCACACUUUUAUCCCCUCAUGGUCGGAUUACAGAACCGGCAGGGCAACAGCUUCCUUGACAGCGUCGGCCGUCCCUGGGAGUGGAAGUUUGUGCCUAAAGAUAUGCCUGGUAGCGAGUUCAGCAUACACCAUACCAUAAGCAAGAGGCUAGAACUGUUGGAAGAGCAGUUUGAAGACCGUGUGUUUACUAGAGGUGACUUAAUCCUCGUUAUGGGAGAGGAUGCAACGGAUUUAUUGAAAUACUGUGUGGCCGUGACAUUCGCUGUACAGACGAAGCCAUGGCUGAGAGAAGUUGAUCUGUGGAAGAGCUUUAUUAAUGUCGAGCUAGGUUUUCUGCAGCAGUUGGAUCCUUUUUGGCUAGAUUAA
Trichoderma asperellum CBS 433.97 is the source of this 4068-nucleotide messenger RNA. RefSeq lists its product as uncharacterized. The record is from RefSeq and is a predicted model, not a curated record. Lineage: Eukaryota; Fungi; Ascomycota; Sordariomycetes; Hypocreales; Hypocreaceae.